Messenger RNA from Echinostoma caproni, 294 nucleotides. The record is from the annotation of a GenBank genome assembly. Lineage: Eukaryota; Metazoa; Platyhelminthes; Trematoda; Plagiorchiida; Echinostomatidae.
CGUGCCACAGGUGCCGCGCCGACUUAUUUCAGGCCAAUUGAACAAUUUCUGGACGGGGGCUUAAUCUCCAAUAAUCCAACCUUGGACAUGCUGACUGAGUUACAGGAGCUUCAUAUGGUUCAGCAACUCCGAGUGAUGUCAUUCACUUUUCGUACUGCCAUACUUUCAAGAUCAACUGUAAAUAACGGUGAGCACCAACGCUGCUGGAAGCAAUUUACUGUUAUGGACAGCAUUCUAGAAGACGCCCUAGUGUGUCAUCAAAUAAUAAGUAAUUUUGCCAAGAACGAAACUUAA